Oryzias melastigma (Indian medaka) is the source of this 3321-nucleotide messenger RNA. It is a transcript of the gene ppp2r2ba, whose product is annotated as protein phosphatase 2, regulatory subunit B, beta a. The transcript is spliced from 10 exons. The record is from RefSeq and is a predicted model, not a curated record. Gene Ontology annotation, biological process: peptidyl-serine dephosphorylation. NCBI's taxonomy places the organism in Eukaryota, Metazoa, Chordata, Actinopteri, Beloniformes, Adrianichthyidae. Gene Ontology annotation, molecular function: protein phosphatase regulator activity; protein binding. Bases 631 to 1962 code for a protein of 443 amino acids. Gene Ontology annotation, cellular component: protein phosphatase type 2A complex; cytosol.
AGCGUCACGGGCGCUGCUGCAGGGAGGGGCUCCACUUUGCUCGAGCGCAGCAGCAGCAGCAGCACUUCUGUGGAUGAAGCGAGCGUUGCGCUAAACGCCAACGUGAGUCAGCUGAGCAUCCCCGCGCGCCGUGCCGAACCGAACCUCAUCAACAUCAUCACCUCAAAGAUGCGGCUAUACAGAAAACUCUGGAGAUCCUGAAGAAUCCGCGCGAGCUUGUUGACGCAUAAUCGCUCCCGCCCCGCUGGCACAGGGAGGGGGGUAAAUCCAGCCUGCCUAAACUCAAAUCCUUCAGAAGAUUUACCGGAGCUGCCGCUGCGGAUCCAACCUUCCAGAAGACACCAUUUAAUUACUUUCUAUCAAUUUUUUGGGAGAUAUUUUUUUAAAAUUAAAAAACCCAUCGGAUAAACCCAUUUGGUUGCUGGAAUCGACUGCGCACUGUGAGGACAUCUUCUUCCAUCAUCAUCAUCACCAUCAUCCCUGUGACUUGAUCCUGAUCGCUUUCAUUGCCCCGGAGGUCUGGAGCCAUGACAGGCCCCCCGCUGGUUCCACUAGCCUCCUGCUGACGGCACCGGGGCAGGAUGGGAGCAGGUCUGCCGCUUUCAGGAGCCCAAACCAGCCGAUUUAUCAAUGGAGGAGGAGAGUGACACUCGGAAAAUCAACAACAGCUUCCUUCGCGACCACAACUAUGCAACCGAAGCUGACAUUAUCUCAACUGUGGAGUUUAACUCAACAGGGGAGCUCUUGGCCACCGGGGAUAAGGGAGGUAGAGUGGUUGUCUUCCAGAGGGAGCAGGAGAGUAAGUCACAGCCCCAUCGACGAGGGGAGUACAAUGUUUACAGCACAUUCCAGAGUCACGAGCCUGAGUUUGACUACCUGAAGAGCCUGGAAAUUGAAGAGAAGAUCAAUAAAAUUAAAUGGCUUCCUCAGCAGAAUGCAGCAUACUUCCUGCUCUCCACCAACGACAAGACUGUGAAGCUGUGGAAGAUCAGCGAAAGGGACAAGCGCCCGGAAGGUUACAACCUGAAGGAUGAGGAUGGGAGAAUCCGGGACCCGUCAACCAUCACCUCACUACGGGUGCCAGUGCUGCAGCCGAUGGAUUUGAUGGUUGAGGCUACGGCCAGACGGAUAUUCAGCAACGCCCACACGUACCACAUUAACUCCAUCUCUGUCAACUCAGACCUACAGACCUUUAUCUCCACUGAUGACCUUCGGGUGAACCUAUGGAACCUGGAAAUCACGGACCGCAGCUUCAAUAUUGUGGACAUCAAGCCAGCCAAUAUGGAGGAGCUGACUGAGGUGAUCACCUCAGCUGAGUUUCAUCCCCAGCAGUGUCACACCUUUGCCUACAGUAGCAGCAAAGGCUCAAUCCGCCUCUGUGACAUGAGACUGGCCGCCCUCUGUGACAAGCACUGCAAAUACUUUGAAGAACCAGAGGAUCCAGCAACACGCUCUUUUUUCUCUGAAAUCAUCUCAUCCAUCUCAGACGUUAAGUUCAGCCACAAUGGACGCUACCUGAUGACGAGGGACUACCUCACCGUCAAGGUGUGGGACCUACAAAUGGAGAACAAACCCGUUGAGACCUACCAGGUUCAUGACUAUCUACGAGGCAAACUUUGUUCGCUGUAUGAGAACGACUGCAUCUUCGACAAGUUCGAGUGUGUCUGGAACGGCUCAGACAGUGUCAUCAUGACUGGAUCCUACAACAACUUCUUCCGGAUGUUUGACCGGAACACAAAGCGGGACGUCACACUGGAAGCAUCCAGAGAGAACAGUAAACCGCGAGCUAUUCUGAAGCCUCGCAAGGUGUGUGUAGGAGGAAAACGCCGUAAGGAUGAGAUCAGCGUGGACAGCCUGGACUUUAGCAAAAAGAUCCUUCACACAACAUGGCACCCGCACGAAAACAUCAUUGCUGUAGCCGCCACCAACAACCUCUACAUCUUCCAGGACAAGGUGAACUAAAAAGGCCUUGCUCAGAGUUGUCUAUCCAGUGACUGAAGACGAACAGCAUGGAUGACAGGAAGCACUGAGCAGAUACCAUGUGGAGAAAACUCUUCACUUCACCAUUUGAAUUCCGGCUCAUUUUGCCGCAUGGAUACCUAAAGGACGGAAUCCAGGAAAUUUAUGCAACCGGAGGAUUGCUGCAUGAAUUGUGUCAUGGAGCAGCCCUCUUCAGAAAAAGGGUGGAUAUGGAAAGACACAGAGAAACCCAGCUACCAUGACGACGACUCUGUCAUGAAGCAACAGUGCCCCCUAUUUUUUCAGCCUGCUCAUGCUUCGGCGCAUGUGAUGAACCCUGCAGCCUCGGAGGUGAAGUCGGACAGCCCCAACCUGCUGGCUUUCAAUCCCGCUUUUUCAAGCCUCGUUUGUACCAGUUUUUGUGUCUCCUUGUCGAGACGGAUGUGGUCAGUAAUGUGAACGAAACCCUUCCAGGUUGUGUCAAUUGUUUUAUUUAAUGCUGUAGUUUCGUUGAGUCCUUCUCUCGGUCAUUGAGUCUGUUUAGAAGCUGUGGUGCCUUCUUUUGGUGUGUGGGUUCGAUGUCGUAGGACUGGGCAGGGGAGGAAGGAAGGGACUGUGUGAAUGUUUUAAAAAAAAAGUUAACUUUGGACUUUUCUUCUUUUUUUUCAUCUUUAAGGGAAAAGCUAAAAAAAAAGCUUCAGAGAAGAAAAGCAGCUUGAAGCAACGUAGUCGAGAUUUCCUAUAGCACCUGAUUACAUGCUUUUGAGCUCAGGUGGUUUGUACAAAGCUAAAUACAGUCUGUCUGAUGUCACCAGUUUGCAAAAGACAUGAAAAUAUUGUUUUGCAAAGUUGUUUAAAAUAAAAAAAUAAAAAAUCCUAGCCACACGUUUGUAUAGUGCUGAAAAUGAUCUGCAAACGGAACAAUCUCAAAACGGAUCCGAUCAAACUGUUCAACCUCACUUGCAAAUUACAGUGUUAGAAAAGCACCUUUCCUGCAUGCGGCUGAUGUGGCUCCGACUCACCUGUCAGCCUGCAUACGGUCCACAAACAUCUACAGAUUAUUUGAGGCGCUAUGCAGCGGGGUUGUCUCGACUCUAAUGUCGGUCUCAGAUUCGUCACAGGAGCCAACUCUCCCAAAGCAAGGCAGUCAAAGGUCUAACUGAACUCUCUGAAAUCAGGGAAUGAGUAAGUGUGAUUUCUUUAACUGUAAUAUCUUCUAAACAACCUCCUUUGUGACUCUAUCAUUGAAAAAAAAAAUCUUUUAUAGCUCAGAAUGUAUUGAAAUGCAAUGAAAUACCAUGCAGUCUUUAUGCUUACUGGACUUUCUUUGAAUAAAAAAAUAAAUAAAGAUGUGCAAGCUUA